This is a messenger RNA of Zeugodacus cucurbitae (melon fly), 478 nucleotides long. RefSeq lists its product as uncharacterized. The transcript has a single exon. Bases 218 to 478 code for a protein of 86 amino acids. The record is from RefSeq and is a predicted model, not a curated record. Lineage: Eukaryota; Metazoa; Arthropoda; Insecta; Diptera; Tephritidae.
AUGCAUACUUGGCUGCGAUAAGAACACUCCGCCGUAUUAUACAACGGUAUAUAAACAUUUAUCGCAUCAAGUGUAGUUUGAAACAAGCGAAUUCGUUUCAGUUCACCUUCGUCGGUGGCGUCGUUCGCAUAUACGAAAUCGGUAGAGCGCGUUAAAAAAUAAAGUUACGAUAUAGUAGUGGAGAGUUUUCUGAACAAUUUCUUUAAGUUGAUUUAAAAUGUCGAACAACGGCCAACCACCGCCAUACUCUCAACCUGGCUACACGCCGGCUCAAUACUAUCAGCCGCCGCCACCGCAAAUGUCGCAGCCACCGCACACCGUGAUCAUACAGACGACACACACUUCCGCUGUGCCGGUCAGCAAUUCGCCGACGCGCAUCACUUGUCCCUCUUGCCACGCCCAGGUUUUGACCACCGUUAAGCAUCAGGCGACGGGCCGCACUCAUUGCUGGGCGUUGCUACUGUGUCUCUGUGUGUAA